Candidozyma duobushaemuli is the source of this 2019-nucleotide messenger RNA. RefSeq lists its product as uncharacterized. Gene Ontology annotation, biological process: intracellular iron ion homeostasis; transmembrane transport. Lineage: Eukaryota; Fungi; Ascomycota; Pichiomycetes; Serinales; Metschnikowiaceae. Bases 1 to 2019 code for a protein of 672 amino acids. The transcript has a single exon. The record is from RefSeq and is a predicted model, not a curated record. Gene Ontology annotation, cellular component: vacuolar membrane; endosome. Gene Ontology annotation, molecular function: siderophore-iron transmembrane transporter activity.
AUGGCGGAGAAGAUUCACAAAACCCCAAGCUCGGGGGACAGCUCCUCGAUUGUCAAUGCGGAGAAGGACUUGAACAGUUCUAAGAACUCCCAUCUUCUGAGAACCACCUCGGUGGAGACCAAGGCCACUCAGGACUCCAAGAUCAUCGAAAAGUCUUUUGGUGUGAGAAAAUCCGAGAUCUUGGUCAAACAGUACGAUUCCAAGACCCUCAAGGGGAUCUACUUCUUUGCCAUUUUCAUUGCCAUGUUCGUGCAAACCAUGGAAGGCAGUGCUACUGACGUUUUCAUUGGUUACGCUACCAACUCCUACAAGCAGCACUCGUUGAUGACCACCGUCGGUAUCAUCAAGAGAGUCAUUGCCGCUGCGUCGUUGCCUGCUUAUGCCAGAUUGUCGGAUAUCUUUGGUCGUCUCGAGUUGUUCUGUAUUUCUUUGGUUUUCAGAAUCGUCGGUCUUGUCAUUAUGUCCCAGGCCCACGACAUCCAGCGUUACUCUGGCGGUAUGGUGUUGUACUCCAUUGGUUCUUCCGGCGGACGGUUCUUGUGGCAGAUCAACUUGUCGGAUGCCUCCAGCUUGAAAUACAGACUUUUGGCCAUUGCCAUUUUGAACCUCCCGGCCAUUAUCAACACCUGGGCGUCGGGCGAAAUCGUGGACUCCUUGUUGGAAAGAUACGACUGGCAGUUCGGUGUGGCCUUGUGGGCUUUCACCUUCCCGUUGGUUUGUAUUCCAUACUUGGGCUGUUCUCUCCACAUGAGGCUCAAGGCCAGAAAGACCGAGGAAUGGAAGGCUAUUUGUGCUGAGGAGAAGGCUUCUACUGUCACUUUGAACGAGAAGUUGGCCCGCUACCAGCAGGAUUUGGACAACGGCAGCAACAAGCUCUGGGUUUACACCAAGAUGGGGUUUGCUACUAUUUUCUACUGGACCAAAGAGGCUGCUUUGAAGGUGGACUUCAUCGGGUGUAUCAUCAUCAUCUUGAUGCUUGGUCUUAUUAUGGUGCCCUUGACGUUGGCUGGUGGUGUUAAAACCAAGUGGCACCAGGCCUCUACCAUUGUUCCCUUGGUGAUCGGAUUCUGCCUCAUUCCUUGCUUCGUCAUCUGGGAAAUGAAGCUCGCCUCCAACCCGUUGAUUCCUUUCCCAUUGUUGAGAGACAGAGGUAUUUGGGCUGCUCUUGCCAUGGGUGUUAUUUACACUGUGGUUUCUGGCAUGCCCAACUCGUACGCUUACCCUGUGUUGUAUGUGGGUAUGAAUGCCAGCAAGGUGGUUGCUACCAGAACACCAUUGCUUCUCCACUUUGUUUGUGCUUUGACCUUGCCAGUUAUUGGUUUCGUGUUGGCCAAGGUCAGAAGAACCAAGGCUUUCGUCUUGUUCGGUAUCAUGGUGUGGUUCAUUGCCAUGGGUCUUUUUGUCCACUUCAGAGGCGACAACGACGGUGUUCGUGGUAAGUACUUCCGUGACGGUGUGGCUGUCGGUAUGUGUUUGCUUGGUUUCGGCCAGGGUUUCUUCAACAGACUUGUCGUUGUUUCUGCUCAGUCUUGUACCAACCACGAGUACAUGGCUGCUGUGACGGCCGUGUUUAACGCCAUCUACCAGAUCGGUAGUUCCUUUGGAAGAUGUAUUUCUGGUGCCAUCUGGACCCAGACCAUGUACCCUACCAUCAAGAAGCAAUUGGAGAAGUUGGGCCAGGAUGUCGCUUUGGCUAAGAAGGCCUAUGACGCUCCAUACGACUUUAUGGAAGACCACGCCUGGGGAACUACGCCCAGAAUUGCUGUUGUUUUGGCUUACGCUGAGGUUCAGAAGAAGCUCUGUGUCGUUGGUCUCUGUCUCUGUGUUCCACUCUUGUUUUUUGGUCUUUUCUUGAGAGACCACUUCUUGAGUGAUGCCCAGUCUUUGGAGGAUGCCGAAGACGAGGAGAACAAACACCAGAAGGGCGAAAUGAAGGGCACCAAGAUGGUAUUCACCGACGACAACGACCCUAUCUUCAAUAUAUUGAGAAAAGGCUACCGGGCUGUGAAGUUCUGGUGA